Messenger RNA from Spathaspora passalidarum NRRL Y-27907, 3873 nucleotides. RefSeq lists its product as uncharacterized. Gene Ontology annotation, cellular component: mitotic spindle midzone; microtubule organizing center; mitotic spindle. Gene Ontology annotation, molecular function: microtubule binding. Lineage: Eukaryota; Fungi; Ascomycota; Pichiomycetes; Serinales; Debaryomycetaceae. Gene Ontology annotation, biological process: mitotic spindle assembly; astral microtubule depolymerization. The transcript has a single exon. The record is from RefSeq and is a predicted model, not a curated record. The coding region runs from base 1 to 3873 and encodes 1290 amino acids.
AUGCUGAAUCCUAUCAUUCCCGCUGACGAACUUUUCCAGAUCAUAGCUUCUCCUGAAGUUGAUGAGAUAACGAAACUAGAACAUAUCCAGCGAUUGAAAAGUCGCAUCAAAAAGGGGUUUGUUGAUUUGUCGUUAGUCCCCAAAUAUUUUGACCUGUUGGCUAUUGCGGUUGACAUACCAAGUCCGGAAAUACGAACAAACAGUCUUUCCACGCUAUCUUAUUUGAUCAAGCGGAUCAGCGUGCAAGAUAAGCGCGAGUCAUUGCUUAAACAGCAAAGCACUACCGUGGUUCCAAUAUUGAUUUCUAAAUUGGCUGACCCACUGUCUAAUAUCGUGGUAUUGGCAAGAAAUGCCCUUGAAAAUUACUGGAUGGUAGCCUCUACUGAAGUGGAAGAUUUGAUUUUAAAACAGGCAUUUAUAAAUUUAAAUUCAACCCUUGCAUAUGAAACUGUGAUAUGGAUCAACCAUAUUGCCAAUAGCAUCAAUCCCAAUUUCCGUCUCGGUAAGUUUAUACCCACCCUUGUUAAAAUUUUAGCAACUGGGGACCAAAAUGGCAAAAUUGACCAUCAAAUACGAGGUUUAUUAGAUACAUUUUAUUCCAAAAGUCAUAAUAAAGCCCAGAUUCAAGAUUUAGUACGAGAAUUACAAGCUCAAAAAGUCACCAUACAAAUACAAGGAGAAACCUUUCCCCAUAUCACAAAACCAGAAUCGGUAGCCAAGACUAGAGCAAGGAGCCAGACCCCAGAUAACACGGUACAAGCAAAACCAGAACCGCAUACACUGAACCAACCUGAUUUUUCAAAUUCGUUAAAUCUACUUUUGCAAAAAACAAAUUAUGAACUAGACCAAGCAAUUGAACCCGAAAAUAUUAACGAUCUGGCCACACUUUUAAGAGAAUUCAAUUCAUACUUGCCAUGUUUCCAAGGAAAAGAAACCGAAUCUAAUUGGAAGAUAAGGGAAAAGAAUAUAAUUCAUAUGAGAUCGAUUUUGCGUGGUAAUGCUCGAGAUGACUACAGGCACGAUUUGUUGAUAUGCUUCAAAGACUUAUCAAACGGUAUAAUUAAAGCCAUCAGCUCCCUUCGUACUACUUUGUCGAUGCAUGGAUGUCAACUAUUGAAAGAAUGUGCCAUGCUUUUACAAUCUGACUUCGAUGCCAUUGCAGAACUAGUUUUUCCAACCUUGAUCAAAUUAUGUUCCUCCACGAAAAAUAUAACUUCCAAUAAUGCCAACAUGUGUAUCGCUUCCUUUUAUGCCAACAUCUCAUACUCUCCUAAGGCCUUGCAGAGAAUCGUGACAGUAACAGAAGAACGAAAUUACCAGCCAAGAAGUUAUACAGCAAUCUGGCUACAAGUUAUCCUAUUGAGAUAUGCCGAUAAUUCUACAUUUCGUGAAACUCAUGCAACACAUGUAGUGGAAAUUGUGAAUAAAGUGUUGACUAAACUUCUUCGAGAUGCUAAUCCAAAUGUCAGACUGGUGGCCAAAGAUUGCUUCUGGACAUAUGGUAGAGUGUUCCCCGAUCAAAGUGAGAAAUUAUUGCUGAAGCUUGAUUCAAAUACUACCAAAGCAUUACAGAGAUCGCGGCCUCUGAGCAGAGCUGGUGAAAGAGGGCCUGUUAUUCCGGUUACAAAACCGCAAAGAACCUCAUUACGUGAAAGUAUAAUAGAAAAGAAGAGAGAAAUGAGAUCGAGAAGUUCCCUUUCUGGAAGAAGCACCCCUGACAUAUCGUCAACUCAGCCACUACCUAAACCCUUGAAAUCUGUUCCAACGAGAUUAGGUGCACCAUUAGUGCGUAGUACUACUGAACCAAUUGAGCCAACUAGUAUAAGUUUAAGGGUUGGAAGUUUGAGGCCGGCUAAUCCACCUACUGUUCAUAAAGAUCCGGUGCUGCAAACUCUCAGAGAAUCAACUACUCGUUCACAUAGCUUUGGUUCUAUACCCAAAGUUGAACCACCAAAGCCUGUUUCCAACCCAUUUACAUAUACCAGUGAUCAAGAUCCGCUUGUUAAUUUCUUAUCAUCACAAGAUACUGCUGUUGUAGUAGAAGGGAUCAGUUUGUUAAAGUUUGCUGUAACCCAGGAAGAAUUGCCCAAACAAGUACGAGACUCUUUGAAACGGAUUUCCAUCAAGCAACCAUUCUUGUUGAAACCACUUUUUAUGGCCAAUGAUAAAACAUUCAAAGCCUCAGCCAAGUUAUUUUCACCAUCGGACUUCUUAAGAUUAUGUUCGUUGUUAUUCCCUGAAGUUGAUGCCAAAACUGUUGAUUUGAUUAUUUCAUGCACUGAUGUCGAUACUUUUUAUGACAGUGCAAUAAGUCUAUUAUUGAAUGUUGCUGAUACCUCCCACUUCUAUGAAAGUCAAGACUUAAUAAUGCAACUCGUCAAGCAUAAGACUGAAAUAGCCAGACUGAUUAUGCAGAUUUUACUGAUUUCGUUAGGACGAGCUCCAAUUGCUGAUGUUUAUUUUUCCAAGUUUCUUGCUGCUCUUUUCGAUCUUGUCAUUCUGUUCAAGAUGACCGACAAUUAUCAAUUAUGUUGUCAGUUGGUUCGUCAAUUGUAUGCCACUAAUAAUAUGAAGUUCCUAACUGCUGUCGAACAAGUUGAUCAAAGUACUAGGGAAGAAAUUGAAUAUAUUGUGGGAAUAGACUCAACAUUCAAUUUACAACCAUUGAGCAAAUCCAUUUAUGACUUGACCGAAAUUCCAUUCCAGAAAUCCACACCUAUGGAUUUCUCCCCUGUUAAAGUAUCAACGGAUUUCACCAUGAUUAGACCAGCAAGAAAUGUGUUUGGGAUUGAUUCAGAUAAAAAGAGAAAUUCGAGCAAGCUGCCAGCAAAAGAACCAAUAGAUAAACUGGUUUCGCCUGAUGAGAUUCAAUUUGAACCCACCCGUGAUCCUGUUAGUGUGUCUUCCAGUGCCAACCCCUCAGCUGCCAAUCUAGUGGAGAAUUUUGCCCUGGUGCAGAUCACUGAUGAAAAUUCUAGAAAUAAUAGCGCUAAACUGUCAAUUGAAGCGAUAAUGGAAAAGAUUGAUCCUUUGAAAUCUAUAUCUAAUAAAUCAAAAAAGAUCGCAAUUUAUGAAGACAAUAAAAUUGAAGAAGAUAGAAGCACGGAUGAAGUAUCUUCUCCCCUGUUUGAAGAUUACCACAUUGCCAAAAUUGCUGGUGGUGGUCACAUAUUAAAUGCGUGGAGUAUGGAACAGUUUGAAUCCUGUUGUAAGCAUCUUACGGAAUUACCUAUUGAUUCAGUAAAGGUAAUGAGGUUAAUUGGUAUAUUGGGGUCUCUUCCGGGAUGUGAUCAUGAAGUGAAGGCAUACUUUAAUAAUCAGGGAAAACAUUUAUUGGAAGCAAAUAUUUGGGUCUAUUUUGAACAUUUGCAAAGUCUUCCAUAUUCAGAUGUCAUUAAUGGGUUGGUGUUGCUUAAACAGAAUGUCAAGUAUAAUGAGACCAUUGAUAUGGAUAAACUAUUCAAGGUUAUGGAACUGACAUGCAUGGAUGAAUCUCCAGGUGGUGAAAUUCAUUGCAUUUGGGAUUCAAUUCUUCAAAGUAUAUAUUCUAAGGAAAGAAUAGAGGAAAUCAUGUUGAGUUAUUUGGAAACUCCAGACUUGAAUACUAAUGUGGUUACUGUCUGUUUUGAGUACUUUACAACAGUUGUGGUUGAGAAUCACGAUUUGUCUUCUGUUCAAACACAGAGAUUAGUACAUUUAUUGAGUAACUUCCUUGAGAGCCUGAAUGUGGAUUUACUAAGAUUGGCUACGGUAUGCUAUGGUAAAUUAUUGGUGGGUGUAGACGCUCAAUCGGAAACGAAAACAUCAUUGAAUGAAGUUAAAAUGAAGUUACCAUUUCAUCAACAGAAAUUGAUUGAAUAUUACAUGAAAUAA